AGGCGGGGCGGGCUCGGUGCCGGUGCCGGUCGGGCCAUGGCGGAGCCGAGCGCGGCGGCCCCGAUUUAUCCUCGCCCUGCAUGGUUUGAAACAGCAGGCUCAGAGCGAGAAAUCUCCAAUCAAUAAUGCAGGGCCCUGUUUCCAACAACAUUUCUGACCUGGAGGAACUGGGACUGCGGCAGCUUUUCCAGUGAGGAGGGCGGGGAGGCGGCAGCAGCGCCAUGGCCGAGAAGUGCGACUGCCUGGCCAGCAUGUACGGCUACGACCUGGGCUGCCGCUUCGUCAACUUUCGCCCGCUGGGCUUCGGGGCCAACGGGCUGGUGCUGUCGGCGCUGGACAGCCGCAGCUGCCGCAAGGUGGCCGUCAAGAAGCUGACGCUGGGCGACGCGCGCAGCCUGAAGCACGCCUUCCGAGAGAUCAAGAUCAUCCGCCGCCUGGACCACGAGAACAUCGUCAAGGUGCACGAGGUGCUGGGCCCCAAGGGCGCCAGCCUGCGCGGGGACCUGUUCAAGUUCAACGUGGUGUACGUGGUGCAGGAGUACAUGGAGACGGACCUGGCGCGGCUGCUGGAGCAGGGCAAGCUGGCCGAGGAGCACGCCAAGCUCUUCAUGUACCAGCUGCUGCGCGGGCUCAAGUACAUCCACUCGGCCAACGUCCUGCACCGCGACCUCAAGCCCGCCAACAUCUUCAUCAGCACCGAGGACCUGGUGCUGAAAAUCGGCGACUUCGGCCUGGCCAGGAUCGUGGACCAGCACUACUCGCACAAGGGGUACCUCUCUGAAGGCUUGGUGACCAAGUGGUACCGCUCCCCCCGCCUGCUGCUGUCGCCCAACAACUACACCAAAGCCAUCGACAUGUGGGCAGCUGGCUGCAUCCUGGCCGAGAUGCUCACCGGGAGGAUGCUCUUCGCUGGGGGCCACGAGCUGGAGCAGAUGCAGCUGAUUCUGGAGACCAUCCCUGUGGUCCACCAGGAGGACAAGGAGGAGCUGCUGAAGGUGAUGCCCAUGUUCAUCAACAGCACGUGGGAGGUGCGGAAGCCGCUGCGCACGCUGCUGCCCGAGGUGGACAGCGAAGCCAUCGAUUUUCUGGAGAAGAUCCUGACGUUCAACCCCAUGGACCGGCUGACGGCCGAGAUGGGGCUGCAGCACCCCUACAUGAGCCCCUACUCGUGCCCCGAGGACGAGCCCGUGUCCCAGCACCCCUUCCGCAUCGAGGACGAGAUCGACGACAUCCUGCUGAUGGAGGCCAGCCAGAGCCACAUGUCCACCUGGGACAGGUACCACAUCAGCCUGUCCUCCGACCUGGACUGGCGGCACGACAGGCACGGCGACAUGGACGAGGUGCAGCGCGACCCCCGCGCGGGCUCGGAGGGCGCGGCCGAGGAGGCGCAGGUGGACCCGCGGAAAUACUCGCAGAGCAGCUCGGAGCGGUUCCUGGAGCUGUCCCACUCCUCCAUGGACCGCGUGUUCGACGCCGACUGCGGCAGGUCCUGCGACUACAAAGUGGGGUCGCCCUCCUACCUGGACAAGCUGCUGUGGAGGGACAGCAAGCCCCACCACUACUCGGAGCCCAAGCUGAUCCUGGAUUUAUCCCACUGGAAAAGGGCAGCCAUAGCGCCCGCCGCCGAGCUGGCGCUGGAAGAGGAGCCGUCCAACCUGUUCCUGGAGAUCGCCCAGUGGGUGAAGAGCACGCAGGCGGGGCUGGAGUGCCCCGGCUCCCUGCCCGAGGUGCAGGAGAGCAGCCUGCCCUCCUCUCCCCACCGCCUGCACCCCGAGCCCGCCCAGGUGGGCGGCGAGACCGACCCCGACUUCGACCUGGACGUCUUCAUCUCCAGGGCGCUCCAGCUGUGCGCCAAGCCCGAGGAUCUCCCGGACAACAAGCUCAACGAGAUCAACGGGGCCUGCAUCUCGGAGCACCCCGGGGACAUGGUGCAGGCAGAGGUGUUCCAGAAGGAGCGGUGGUGAGGGGCCCCGAGCCCCGCUCCUCCUCCUCCUCCUCCUCCUCUCACUGCCCAGGGCUCCGCCGAGCGUCCCCUCCUCACACGGUACCAAAUGCCUUUUUGGGGAAAGGCAAGCACAAGCCACACGCCCCUUUGAUGCCUUGGAAGUGCUUCUGAGGGGGUCGGGAGGAGCGAGCGAGGUGCUGAGUUCCUUACACUGCCUUAACAAUCUUGCCUUGCGAUCUCUGGGACCUGUCUGAAGCUUCAGUGUUCGAGGGGAAAAUGACAGAACGUGGUAGGUUUACAGACAGUAGUCAGAUCAACUACUUUUCCUUUCUUUUUCUACAGCAGCUUGAAGUGACAAGGACAAAAUUAACGUUUUCAGUGUGGUCAGAUACCCUCCUGGCUGGUUCCCAAAACUUUGAGCCCUUCUGAGGCACCUGUGUGAGUACAGGUAUGGAAUAAAGUGAUGCCAGCCAUCAGCCAGCAGAGAAUGGAACUAGAGGUAGAAUUUGGCCAUCAGACAAAAAAAUAACUCUCUGAGAAUGUUAAUGGGGAAGAAAUUUGACCUACAAAGUAUGGGCCAUUGGGGAUUUGUUUGUUGUUUUUCUUUUCCAGGGAGAAGACAAAAUUUUUGCUAAGUGCAUUUUGCUGGUUUGUGGCUUCUGACACCAAAAGCUUCCGUGGCGCUGCAGGGGGUGCAGCAGGGGAUGCACGGGGAUCUGAGCUCUCUUUGGAGAGCCGUGUGAUGCAUUUCAGUGUGGCACCCUGGUGCUGCCAGCGCUGCCCGUCAGAGCAGCAAACCCCAGCUUGGAGUGAGGGCUGGGCGGGAGCUGGAGGUGCCACCAGCCACACGGAGCCAGCAAGGACUCUGCUCCUGGAGGAGGAGCUGGAGUGGAGCUGGCUUCCCUUCUGACAGAGACCACCUUCUGUGGUGUCAGACUCCUGGCUGGCCACCUUGCUCCCAGCGGGAAACUGUGUGUAAAUAGAUGAAGACACGGCUGAUCUACUGUAACUUCUGUUCUCAUCCACACUUCCGAGCACCUUAAUAAUUAAUCAGCUAACGAGAGUUUGUAUAGGGGAGAAAUGUUCUGUACUUAUAUUUAAUCCAGCUGGGCAGCUUUUUAAAGAUGUGUAAAUAGUGCCACACCAGACAGUCUCUGCUCUCCUCGCCAUCCUGCUGCUGUGCUGCCCAGCACAGGGGCUCUGCUCACCUUUGUAAAAGAGAAACUGCUGUGUUCAGUACUGCAAGGCCCGUAUUUAACUACUCCUGUGUGAAUUAUUUCUGCCCUUCUAACAAGCAAUCCGCUCCGUGCUCUGAGAUGUGAAGAAAUCCCACGUGGGGCUCCCAUAACUAGCAGCAGUGUUCCCUGUCCUAGCCCUGGUUUCUGUUCUUGCUGGGACCAGGCGCAGGUUUAGCUGUAGCAGGCCUUGACAAGCCCAGAAAUGUGAUUUUGCUGUGAAGAUCUCACACCAGGGUGAUGGAAAUGCUGCUGUGGCUGAUCAGCAGCGUGGGUGGGAUGGGGUGCAAGUCCAGGGCUGGACAUGGCACCUGCAAGGCUCAGAAAGGAAAAGCCAUUGGUCUCCAGUCUUUGCUUUGAGCAUUGGGACGUGCUCCAGAGGGGUUCAGAGAGGGGAAAUGGGGCAGAAACAGAGGUUUGGUGUCUGCUGUGUUGCAGAUGGUUGAUAUACCUCAGCUAAAGCUCAGCACUUUCACUGGUGGUGGGGGCAGAGCUCAGAGCCACAGGAUGGGAGCAGAGCUCAGAGCUCAGAGCCAAGGAUGGAGCAGAGCUCAGAGCCACAGGAUGGGAGCAGAGCUCAGAGCUCAGAGCCAAGGAUGGGAGCAGAGCUCAGAGCUCAGAGCCACAGGAUGGAGCAGCUCUGGUCAGAGCUCAGAGCCAAGGAUGGGAGCAGAGCUCAGAGCUCAGAGCCACAGGAUGGAGCAGAGCUCAGAGCCACAGGAGAGGAGCAGAGCUCAGAGCCACAGGAUGGAGCAGAGCUCAGAGCUCAGAGCCAAGGAUGGAGCAGAGCUCAGAGCUCAGAGCCAAGGAUGGAGCAGAGCUCAGAGCUCAGAGCUACAGGAUGGAGCAGAGCUCAGAGCUCAGAGCCAAGGAUGGAGCAGAGCUCAGAGCUCAGAGCCACAGGAUGGAGCAGAGCUCAGAGCCAAGGAUGGGAGCAGAGCUCAGAGCCACAGGAUGGAGCAGAGCUCAGAGCUCAGAGCCACAGGAUGGAGCAGAGCUCAGAGCUCAGAGCCACAGGAUGGAGCAGCUCUGGUCAGAGCUCAGAGCCAAGGAUGGGAGCAGAGCUCAGAGCCACAGGAUGGAGCAGAGCUCAGAGCUCAGAGCCAAGGAUGGAGCAGCUCUGGUCAGAGCUCAGAGCCAAGGAUGGGAGCAGAGCUCAGAGCUCAGAGCCAAGGAUGGAGCAGAGCUCAGAGCCACAGGAUGGAGCAGAGCUCAGAGCUCAGAGCCACAGGAAGGGAGCAGAGCUCAGAGCUCAGAGCCAAGGAUGGAGCAGCUCUGGUCAGAGCUCAGAGCCAAGGAUGGGAGCAGAGCUCAGAGCUCAGAGCCACAGGAUGGAGCAGCUCUGGUCAGAGCUCAGAGCCAAGGAUGGGAGCAGAGCUCAGAGCUCAGAGCCAAGGAUGGAGCAGAGCUCAGAGCUCAGAGCCACAGGAUGGAGCAGCUCUGGUCAGAGCUCAGAGCCACAGGAUGAGAGCAGAGCUCAGAGCCACAGGAUGGGAGCAGAGCUCAGAGCUCAGAGCCAAGGAUGGAGCAGCUCUGGUCAGAGCUCAGAGCCACAGGAUGGGAGCAGAGCUCAGAGCUCAGAGCCAAGGAUGGAGCAGCUCUGGUCAGAGCUCAGAGCCACAGGAUGGAGCAGAGCUCAGAGCUCAGAGCCACAGGAUGGGAGCAGAGCUCAGAGCUCAGAGCCAAGGAUGGAGCAGCUCUGGUCAGAGCUCAGAGCCACAGGAUGGAGCAGAGCUCAGAGCUCAGAGCCACAGGAUGGGAGCAGAGCUCAGAGCUCAGAGCCAAGGAUGGAGCAGAGCUCAGAGCUCAGAGCCACAGGAUGGAGCAGCUCUGGUCAGAGCUCAGAGCCACAGGAUGGAGCAGAGCUCUGAGCCAAGGAUGGAGCAGCUCUGGUCAGAGCUCAGAGCCACAGGAGGGGAGCAGAGCUCAGAGCCAAGGAUGGGAGCAGAGCUCAGAGCCAAGGAUGGAGCAGAGCUCAGAGCUCAGAGCCACAGGAUGGAGCAGCUCUGGUCAGAGCUCAGAGCCACAGGAUGGAGCAGCUCUGGUCAGAGCUCAGAGCCAAGGAUGGAGCAGAGCUCAGAGCUCAGAGCCAAGGAUGGAGCAGAGCUCAGAGCUCAGAGCCAAGGAUGGAGCAGCUCUGGUCAGAGCUCAGAGGCACAGGAGGGGAGCAGCACAGCCACAGCACCCUCUGGAAGCUCUCCUGGCAGAGGGAACGGCCCUUUGCUGCCCUGGGCUGGACCCCAGAGCUCAGCCUGGUCACUCCACGCCAGCGCUCGCCUCGCUGGGGUCGGUGGCCACGUCCCUGAAACCAGAACCCAUUUCCAUGGGCUGCUAUUCUUCUGCAGAGGCCUGCGGGGCUAUUGAAAAAAAAAAACCAGUUCUGCUUUUGAGUGUUGUCUUGCAGGCCCACAGCUGAAGUGUGAAGCUGACUCCAAGCUGCCACCACUCUGGAUUUUCCAUCUCGCUUCGUGAGCUCUGGUUCAAUGUUCUUCUAAAACCUCAGCGCCACGUGCUGGGGAAUGGGGAUAAGAGGGAUGGCUUUAAUUUGUUACCUGAGUGUGCUUAGCUGACCACAAGCCAGAUCUGUCUCUCAUUUACAGAAAUAAAGGCCUGAGCCUUC
Messenger RNA from Oenanthe melanoleuca, 5800 nucleotides. It is a transcript of the gene MAPK4, whose product is annotated as mitogen-activated protein kinase 4. Gene Ontology annotation, biological process: intracellular signal transduction; protein phosphorylation; cell surface receptor signaling pathway. The record is from RefSeq and is a predicted model, not a curated record. Gene Ontology annotation, molecular function: ATP binding; MAP kinase activity. The transcript has 6 exons. The coding region runs from base 222 to 1964 and encodes 580 amino acids. Lineage: Eukaryota; Metazoa; Chordata; Aves; Passeriformes; Muscicapidae. Gene Ontology annotation, cellular component: cytoplasm; nucleus.